AUGGAAAUGCUUUCUUUCGUUUGACCUUCACUUGAGAAACGAAGCUCAGUUCCCAUUUUGAUCUUGAAGCGGAAAGUGAUCGAAAUGAUCUUAGAGGACACAGUCAAGUAUCUGCGUAGCGCCAAGACUCCCGAAGAUGUCGCCAACUGGAAGCUGGUGUAUAAUUUUAUUAUCGAAACGAAAUACUUUCUGGAGCAUUAUGACAGCAUUAUUGAAACAUGGGAUUUGUGUGAUAAGGAAUUUUUGAUGCUCCUGUGGGAGCUAGAAGAACUACUCACAGAGUUGUUGUACAAAUACACUACGGUUUCAACAGAAUACUUAAGGCCAAUAUCGUUGCCAACUGUGGAAAUCAAAUGCUGUGAUAUACUGUUCGAAAAAUCAUCACAAUUAUUCAAACACUAUUAUACCGUACAUCACACACCGGCGCGCCUUAGGAGUUAUCGCUACUGUGAGAUGAAAGCGGGCCUUCUGAAGUUGGACUUCUACCGUCGCAACGUCAAAUACUAUUUGGAGUUUGGAAACUGGGCGGACCACGUGUUGUGUUUGUAUCUCAAACGCAUUUAUAAGAAAGUGAACCAUACAUUGGAUCCAUUCCGCGAUUCUGGUAGUUAAUGUGUUAAAAUUAAAUAUACUUUUCAUUGUGUCUUUGAGUUUUAGAGGAUAAAUUAACCAAAUAAAUAUUUUCAAGCCAUUCUUGAAUAA
Molecule: messenger RNA, 702 nt
Organism: Malaya genurostris
Lineage: Eukaryota; Metazoa; Arthropoda; Insecta; Diptera; Culicidae
Exons: 4
Coding region: 85-612 (175 amino acids)
Source: RefSeq, a predicted model, not a curated record